This is a messenger RNA of Cylicostephanus goldi, 273 nucleotides long. The record is from the annotation of a GenBank genome assembly. Lineage: Eukaryota; Metazoa; Nematoda; Chromadorea; Rhabditida; Strongylidae.
AUGAGUUACGGUGGUGGCUACGGAAAUCGUGGUGGUUACGACUAUCAAAGAAGAGACCGUAUUAAUGAAGAAGAGGUCCCUGAAUCCAAGCAUACCAUUUUCAUUCGUGGUUUGCCUGGUGAUAUGUCGACCGAUGAGAUCAAAGAAUAUUUCGAGGACAGAAUCGGCCCAGUCUCUUUCGAUUUUGUAAAAACAAGUGCUGAUCAACAGCGCUUGUUUGUAGCUGUUCGUUUUGAGACCAGAGAUGAUGCAAAAGAAGCGAUGAGCAAGUGA